GUAUGAAGUUAUUCAACCUAUGCCGAAAACACUUCUAAAAAUUGAACCGAAUGGAAGUUAUUCUGGAAUGAUAGGACACAUAAUUAAUAAAGAAGCAGACAUGUCCGCUUUUCCUCAAUAUAUGAGUAUAGACGUCUUUCAUUUGAUUGAUUAUACUUCAAUUAUUCGGGUGCUGCCUAUAAAAUUCGUAAUUAAACAACGGAAAUCGAAGCCAAAUUGGGAAACUAUUUUUAGACCAUUUACAUUUGAGGUAUGGUUAUUACUCUUAAUGUCGUUUGUAUUAACUGGAAUUGUUUUGUCUCAAAUUAUAAAGAAGGCAAAUAAUCUGCACGAAUGGAAAGAAUAUUGGACAAUGAAGAAAAUCAUUUGGUUUUUGUUUUCAACUAUUACUUACCAAGGAUUUAAUUUAGAUUACGCUAUUCGAGUUUCAUUAAGGAUUAUAAUCGGAGUUUGGCUAAUUACCGUGCUUGUCCUGGGAUAUGGAUACAGUGGAGUUUUAAUAUCUUUCUUGACUGCUCCAAAUUACGAACGGAUUCCAAGAAAUUUUGAUGAAUUAGCUUCUGCAGUAGAAAGUGGCGACUUCUCUUGUGGUACAUCUAACUUUGCAAAAGACUUGUAUUUUAAGGGAAAUAAAUCUGCAAUUUCGAAAACAUUAGGCGAUCACAUCAAUCAAAAAAGCAAUUAUUUGAAUGUAGAGGAUACUGCCGAGAAAAUAAGUAACGGUCGUUUUGCUUAUAUAGAAAACAUUGAAUACAUAAACAGCGUCACCAGGAAGGAUCUGAGUGGAAAAAUAAUAACGAGUGAAGAUCAACUUAUAUCGUAUCCCGUAGCCUAUCUCCUAAGAAAAGAUUUCCCCUUACGUUGUUUGUUUGAAAGUGGAAUAACGGAAUUCCUCAGAAGCAAAGAGGAAGGAAAUAAAUCUGCAAUUUCGAAAACAUUAGGCGAUCACAUCAAUCAAAAAAGCAAUUAUUUGAAUGUAGAGGAUACUGCCGAGAAAAUAAGUAACGGUCGUUUUGCUUAUAUAGAAAACAUUGAAUACAUAAACAGCGUCACCAGGAAGGAUCUGAGUGGAAAAAUAAUAACGAGUGAAGAUCAACUUAUAUCGUAUCCCGUAGCCUAUCUCCUAAGAAAAGAUUUCCCGUAUAAGAAACACGUUAAUAGUUAUAUCGACCCCAAGGAGUCGAUAUAG
This is a messenger RNA of Centruroides sculpturatus (bark scorpion), 1189 nucleotides long. Its product is annotated as glutamate receptor ionotropic, kainate 5-like. Gene Ontology annotation, molecular function: ligand-gated monoatomic ion channel activity. The annotation marks the transcript as partial. NCBI's taxonomy places the organism in Eukaryota, Metazoa, Arthropoda, Arachnida, Scorpiones, Buthidae. The transcript is spliced from 7 exons. The record is from RefSeq and is a predicted model, not a curated record. Gene Ontology annotation, cellular component: membrane.